Molecule: messenger RNA, 1400 nt
Organism: Beta vulgaris subsp. vulgaris (sugar beet)
Lineage: Eukaryota; Viridiplantae; Streptophyta; Magnoliopsida; Caryophyllales; Amaranthaceae
Product: extensin-2-like
Exons: 1
Coding region: 1-1335 (444 amino acids)
Source: RefSeq, a predicted model, not a curated record
AUGGCUCUCAACCACUCCUUUCUUGCAUCCUUGUUACUUUCAUUUGUGGUCAUCGCUUCUGCAAAUAACUACUACGCUUAUAGUACAUCGCCAACAUAUAAGUCAUCAUCGUACAUACCAUCUUCAUACUACUCUCCAACUCCGAUUUACAAAUCUCCAUCUUAUAUACCAUAUCCUGAAUAUAAGUCUUAUUCUCCAUCUCCCGUUUAUAUGUCUCCAUAUCCUGAAUACGAAUCCCCACCUUACUCUCCAUCCCCUGAAUAUAAGACUCCAUCCUAUUCUCCAUCUCAUGUUUACAAGUCCCCAUCUUACUCUCCAUCACCCGACUAUAAGUCUCCUUCGUAUUCUCCAUCACUAGAGUACAAGUCUCCGUACUAUUCGCCGUCUUCGGAGUAUAAUACUCCAUAUUACUCCCCACAAUCAGUUUAUAAUUCUCCUUACUAUUCUUCAUCCCCAGUUUACAAAUCCCCUAAAUACUCUCCAUCUCCCAUCUACAAGUCACCACACUACUCACCAUCUCCGAUAUACAAGUCUCCAUACUACUCCCCAUCACCAGUAUACAAGUCUCCGUAUUACUCACCAUCUCCAAUCUAUAAGACUCCAUAUUAUUCACCAUCACCAGUCUACAAGUCUCCAUAUUAUUCUCCGUCACCAGUAUAUAAGUCUCCUUACUACUCCCCGUCUACUGUUUACAAGACUCCAUACUACUCUCCAUCUCCCAUCUACAAGACUCCCUACUAUUCACCAUCACCAGUAUACAAGUCUCCUUACUACACCCCAUCUCCUGUAUACAAGACUUCAUACUACUCCCCAUCUCCCAUCUACAAGACUCCAUACUACUCGCCAUCACCAGUAUACAAGUCUCCAUAUCACUCACCUUCCCCUAUUUAUAAGUCCCCAUAUUACUCCCCAUUUCCUGUAUAUAAAUCCCCCUAUUAUUCUCCCUCACCAGCAUACAAAUCUCCUGUUUAUAAGACUCCAUACUAUUCUCCCUCUCCCGUUUACAAGUCUCCAUAUUACUCCCCAUCACCAGUGUACAAGUCUCCAAAAUACUCCUCAUCUCCUAUCUACAAGUCUCCAUACUACUUCCCAACACCAAUAUACAAGUCCCCAUACUACUCCCCUUCACUAACUUACCCUGAAAAGCAUGAGUACACUCCAUCACCUAGCUACUACAAAACGCCCAAGUACUCUCCUUACUACAAGCCAUACUCUCCUUCACCGAAUUAUUACAAUAAACCAGUCUAUUCUCCAUCCCCUGCCUAUGAAGCGCCAGUUUACAAGUCACCAACUUAUUCUCCGUCUACGGUCUAUAAAACUCCUGAUGGCUACUAAUUUAUGCACUACUAAACUAUAAUUGAUUACUUUUGUAUCACUUUAUUUUCUUUGAUUUUUCAAAU